Molecule: messenger RNA, 1251 nt
Organism: Anastrepha obliqua
Lineage: Eukaryota; Metazoa; Arthropoda; Insecta; Diptera; Tephritidae
Gene: beta4GalT7
Product: beta-1,4-galactosyltransferase 7
Exons: 3
Coding region: 120-1115 (331 amino acids)
Biological process (GO): carbohydrate metabolic process; proteoglycan biosynthetic process
Molecular function (GO): xylosylprotein 4-beta-galactosyltransferase activity
Source: RefSeq, a predicted model, not a curated record
UAGAACUUAAUUUUAACCUCUAUAGGCAAAUAUAUUUUUAAACCCUAGUUUAGAAUGAUACUUAUUAAAGUUAAGGUAUGUGAUACGCGAACACGAACGCAGUGAACAAAUUAGCAACAAUGAUACAAAUGGGAACCAUCAACUGGUUGUUCGUGUGUGGUCUAGCAUUUUGCAUCGGUGGAAUUGUUGUAUUGAGUUUUAUGCCACUAGGGUCAGGUAAUGCUACAAAUAUACAAAAAAUAACAAUAAAUAUAUUGUCUUUUCUCUCCAAAGAUUGCAUUUGCCCAUUGAGCCGUGGGCGGGCCAAGCCGAAUACAGAGCUGCGUGAAGUGCCCGUUAGCGUACAAGAAGCAGCACCAAAGCCAGAACACAAGCUAGCUGUACUGGUACCGUUUCGAGAUCGUUUCGAAGAGUUACUUCAAUUCGUGCCACACCUGACAAAGUUCCUUAAACGCCAGGAUAUUGAACACAAAAUAUUUCUACUUAAUCAAGUCGAUCGAUAUCGCUUUAAUCGUGCCUCACUUAUUAAUGUCGGUUUUCGAUUUACGAGCAGUGUUUAUGACUACAUUGCCAUGCACGAUGUAGACUUAUUGCCUUUGAAUGAAGCAUUAAUUUAUAAAUAUCCCUCCGCCGCGGGCCCACACCACAUUGCUGCACCUGAAUUACACCCGAAGUAUCACUAUGAAACAUUUGUCGGUGGAAUUUUACUGGUGCGUUGUGAACAUUUUGAACUGCUCAAUGGUAUGUCGAAUAAUUACUGGGGCUGGGGAUUGGAGGACGAUGAGUUUUAUGUCCGCAUCAGAGAUGCUGGUCUGAAAGUGACACGACCAGACAAUAUUAAUACUGGUGUCAACGACACAUUUAGGCAUAUACAUAAUCGUUAUCACCGUAAGCGAGACACUCAAAAAUGUUUUAACCAGAAGGAAGUGACUAGAAAGCGUGAUCGUGUAACCGGUCUCAAUACGCUUAAUUAUAAAAUAUUACAUGUUCAGGAACUCGCUGUCGAUGGCAUUUCCAUAACCGUUUUAAAUAUAUUGCUCGAAUGCGAUCUGAAAGAGACACCUUGGUGCGACUGUUCGGGUACCGCGGUAGCGGCUUCUGCGGUGUCAACAUAAUAUGCUUUAAAUCGACUAGCUGUGCUAUAGACUAGUAAUAAACAAGUAAUGUUUUUAUUUAUAUCUUUAAUUUAAUUACCUACUAUAAUUUUUUAGUGAAUAAAAAAGAAGUUACACGAUUUUACACUGCCUAAAA